AUGUCCAACAGCAGCUCCUUCAAUGAGUUCCUGCUCCUUGCAUUUACAGACAGAUGGGAGCUGCAGAUCCUGCACUUCUCACUCUUCUUGGGCAUCUACCUGGCUGCCCUCAUGGGCAACGGCCUCAUCAUCACAGCUAUAGCCUGCGACCACCGCCUCCACACCCCCAUGUACUUCUUUCUCCUCAACCUUUCCCUCUUUGAUCUGGGCUCCAUUUCCACCACUGUCCCCAAAUCCAUGGCCAACUCCCUCUGGGACAACAGGGCCAUUUCCUUUCUGGGAUGUGCUGCCCAGCUGCACUAUGGGAGCCUCCUGAGCAGCAGAGCUUGUGUCCAGAUGGCAGCAGCUGCCUGGGUUUCUGGGUUUUGCUAUGCUCUUCUUCAAACCGGGAACACCUUUUCCAUUCCACUGUGUGAAGGCAAUGAGGUGGAUCAGUUCUUCUGUGAGAUCCCCCAGAUCCUCAAGCUCUCCUGCWCACACUCCUACCUCAGGGAAUUCAAGGUUACUGUGAUUGCUGCAAGUAUAUUCUUUGGGUGUUUUAUUUUCAUUGUGGUGUCCUAUGUGCAGAUCUUCAGGGCUGUGCUGAGGAUGCACUCUGAGCAGGGCCGCCACAGAGUCUUUUCCAUGUGCCUCCCGCACCUGGCCGUGGUCUUCCUCUUUAUCAGCACUGUAUUUUUUGCCUACUUGAAGCCUCCCUCAAUCUCCUCUCCACUUCUGAAUCUAGUGGUCACUGUUCUAUAUUCGGUGGUGUCUCCAACACUGAACCCCCUCAUCUACAGCAUAAGGAAUAAGGAGCUCAAGAUUGCCCUGAGGAAAGGGAUUUCUUACACCUUUUUUCAGUAG
Nothoprocta perdicaria is the source of this 843-nucleotide messenger RNA. RefSeq names its product olfactory receptor 14C36-like. Gene Ontology annotation, biological process: G protein-coupled receptor signaling pathway. Gene Ontology annotation, cellular component: membrane. The record is from RefSeq and is a predicted model, not a curated record. The transcript has 2 exons. NCBI's taxonomy places the organism in Eukaryota, Metazoa, Chordata, Aves, Tinamiformes, Tinamidae. Gene Ontology annotation, molecular function: olfactory receptor activity; G protein-coupled receptor activity. Bases 1 to 843 code for a protein of 280 amino acids.